This is a messenger RNA of Zingiber officinale, 824 nucleotides long. RefSeq names its product transcription factor DIVARICATA-like. Lineage: Eukaryota; Viridiplantae; Streptophyta; Magnoliopsida; Zingiberales; Zingiberaceae. The transcript is spliced from 2 exons. Bases 64 to 633 code for a protein of 189 amino acids. The record is from RefSeq and is a predicted model, not a curated record. Gene Ontology annotation, molecular function: DNA binding.
CAGUACCGACCUUUCGCUUUCUUGGGGCGGAGCGGGGCGGCGAAGGGAUCAAAAACAGAGGAGAUGGGCGAAGCAGGGGACUUGACGGCGUUUUUCGCCCGGCGGAUCGGGGCGGCGGCGCGACCGUGGACGCGGGAGGAGGACAAGGCGUUCGAGCGGGCUCUGGUGGUGUUCCCGGAGGGGAUGGCGGACCGGUGGUCUGCCAUCGCGAGGGAAGUGCCGGGGCGGAGCGCGGCGGAGGUGUGGGACCGGUACCAGGCGCUGGUCCGGGACUGCCAACUGAUCGACCGAGGGAUGGUGGACAUGCCGGCGGCCUGGGACGACGACGACGACGACUACGGAGUUGACUCCGGCGACGGUGCUUGCGGGUCGCGACAGCAGCCGGCCGCUAAGAACAAAGGAGAGGAGCGGAAGCGAGGGGUUCCGUGGACCGAGGAGGAGCACCGGUUGUUCUUGGAAGGGUUGGAAAAGUACGGUAAGGGAGACUGGAGGAACAUCUCGCGGUGGGCGGUGAAGACGAGGACGCCGACGCAGGUGGCGAGCCACGCGCAGAAGUAUUUUAUCCGGCAGAGCCACGCCGGAAGAAACAGGGAGAGCAAGAGGAAGAGCAUCCACGACAUCACGCAGCCAUGACAUUCCACGUUACUCUCCACGCAACUGGACUCUGUGAUCCUUGUUUAGGCAGGCAGCGAGCUGUGCUACCAAUUACUCAACGAAAGAAAAAUGUCAAACAUUUAAGAAUGUUUCUCGUGAUCGAGGGGAAAAACAAGUGGGAAUUAGAAUUAAAAAUUAAUAUAAAUUCUAGUCCAGAGAUGUUUGUUAAA